Messenger RNA from Naegleria lovaniensis, 2571 nucleotides. RefSeq lists its product as uncharacterized. The record is from RefSeq and is a predicted model, not a curated record. NCBI's taxonomy places the organism in Eukaryota, Heterolobosea, Eutetramitea, Acrasida, Naegleriidae. Bases 1 to 2571 code for a protein of 856 amino acids. The transcript has a single exon.
AUGGCAAGAAUUAAGCGCGGCUUCUCGUUCAGAAAGAGCAAGAGAAAGUUUCCCGAUUCUGGUUCAUCUUCGGACGUGCUAGAUAUUGAAGCAAAGAAGAGAAAACAAGUUUCGGAUCUCAUUAAAGAAGCUCUCAAUGAUGCCAAGAACGGACGAGAUCCAGAUUACAGUAACAUAUCCACUGAAGUUCAAGAAUGGAUUGUACAAGACCGUAACAGAAGAGAAAAUGAUAAUCAUCCAUCAUCAAAUAAUUUUGAAAUGGAUGCUAUAGCGUUAUCGUUACUUCGUUCAUUGCCUCGGGAUUUACUUUAUGAUAUUAUUGACUUUAUUCCCACAUUUUCUACUAGGUAUUGUCUAAGAGCGUCUUUUGAUAACAUCAAACACAAUUCAACAUCAUCAGGAGUAUCUCCAGAGGAUAUCAUGUCCAACCUUUGUGAUCCUUUGCAUCCAAAGGAAUUGAACAAGAGACGUGCGUUUGAUUGUGCCAUGAUUAGAGACAGUAGUUUUAUUACAUUCCACAAGAUGCGUUUGAUUUGCAGAGAAUACGCUGUACGUAUGAAGCACAAACUCUUUUCCUUUGAAAGCAUUGACAUGUCCACGAUCGAUUUGGAUGAUUUUGAGAUUGCAAAAUACUUUUUUGCUUUUAUCAAGAGUCAGUCGCAAUAUUUUGCAAAUAAGGACCAUUCUGACAAUGACCCUCUCAUGUAUCAGUGUGUAUCGACCAUUGAUUCUCUUGUAGACCAAGAAUCAGAGAGUGAGGAAACAAGCUCACAGAAAGACGACGAACCUGUGUUGCAAAAUGGCAAUGUGGACUCUAAAAUGGAUGUCAGUAGUGAUGACGCAACAGUUGUGGAAACCUCAUCUGCCAACAAUGGUGAGGAUACUACCUCUGCAGCAACAGCAUCAUCUUCAAGUGAGGCUGGUAAUAAUUCGAAUGAAAUGAGAGAAAAAAUUGUGUCAAACCUCCAGAAUAUGGCAUUCCUUCAUCCAUUGAGUUGUCAUUCGAUGAGAGGUCUCUACAUUCGAAGUGCUCCCAUUGAGUUAUCAUCCACAGCAGAAAUGUUUGAUCAUCAAGAUGUGAAAACUCCCAAAGUGAAAGAAACUGUUCAAUUCAUUGGAACCAACAAACAUUUGAAAUCCCUAGCUCUUUUCGUUCGAGAUGCUUCAACAGUGCAAGUCAUUCUUCAAUGUUGCUCUGAGUUGACUUCUUUGACAUUUUUUGACGUCUCUCCCGAUCUCAGUGACUUGUCAGCAGGUGUUGAGGAUAAUGAAGCUGGGACAUCCCAAAAAGAAGCAUCCAUUACUUAUCCUUCUUUGAAAACAUUGACUUUGGACAUUAUCAACGAGGAUGUUUACAGCUUUAUAGAUAAUUUUACAUAUAUUCUUGAACUGUUUCCAAAUCUUACACACAUUGUUGUUAACAAUGCAAAUGCUGACUCUGCAGAUUACAUUGACGAGAUUGAAGCACCUGAAAAAAAGAACGCCUCGUUUUAUGUGAAUGGUACCAAGGUUCGUGAUUGCAAUCUUCCAACGAGAGGAAGAAACAAGGCACCACAAGAACGUGUCAUUGUUUACUUUACAACUCUUGCUAAUGCGAACCCUCAACAUUUAGCGGAAAGAUUGUUGAAAUCUGCACUCAACGACAUACCUAAUACCAUCACAGAAGUUUUUAAUUUAGUAUACUUUGAUGAGGUUGCACGAUUGAAACCGUUUAUGGAUUGUCUUUUCAGAGAUGGAUGUUUCCCAAUUGAGCAAGUUGAUUUGACGUACUAUGAAUAUGAACAAAAGCACUACUCACAAAUUCGAGAAUAUCUGGUUUAUCUAGCAAAUACCUAUCAGAAUGGAAGAUUUGCCAACUCUUUUUCUACAUCGAGUGUUUCAGAUGCUUUACGUCUCGGCUUGAAAGUAGAAAAUUGGGACGAAAUCUUGUUUAGAUUACCUCACGACAAUUUGGUUGACGUGUUGGAUCAUGUUAGAUCACAAUAUGGAAAUGACGAGAAAUUUGCAAAAUUGAUACGUGCAGUAAUUUUGAAACAUUUGAAAGAGGUGAAUUAUGAAGCCUCAUGCUCUAUUUUAUUGAAUACUCUCAAGUAUUUGAGUGAACAUACAGAACUAGCUAAAGGAAUUUUUGAGCCUGUCAAGUGUCUUUUCGUGAAGAAAGAUCUCGAAAAAGUCACCACUGAGAAAACCAUGCACAUUCCAUUCAUUUAUUACAUUCUUCCAUUUUCUGAUUAUUUGGUACAGACUUGCAUUUUGAAUUUUAUAUCUCCUGAACAAUUGCUCUACCAAAAUGAAAAUGGUGACACAGGUCUUCAUUGCUUUGCAGCAGCGUCAUCAGAUUUGUUUUUAGAACAAGUACUUGCAAAACAACCAAAGCUUGCACAGGUUGUAAACAAACAAAACAGAGGAAUUGCUUUCAUGUUUGAAAAUGAUAGUGCAGUCUUGUUCCGAUUAGCCAAGAGCUACCAUGCAGAUCUGCUCCAAGAAGAUGUUUUAGGAAAUCAUCCAUGUGAGGGCACUGAAGAAUUGUUAAGUCAGGUGAAAUUGGCGCUCUCGAUUAAGCAAUUGUGA